AUGGCAGACGAGUCGGCAAUCCUCCUGGACAGCCGGCCGCGGCCCAAGCCGAAAGUUUCCACACGGACUGAAUUACCUGGACCUUCGGUACCAAAAGGCACGGUCAGCGUUUGGAGUGUCUUGAAGAGUUUAAUCGGAAAGGUAAUAUUACUUUAUUUAAAUCAAAUUACAGAACCUUUUGUGAUUUUUACUAUAAUAUUAAACUUUACUUUGCGAACUACAGGAGCUUUCUCGGAGCACGUUACCUAUUGGUCUAAAUGAACCAAUCACUUUCCUCCAACGACUGGCAGAAUACAUGGAACACAGUGAUCUACUGGCGCAAGCUACUCAAAGUGACGACCCUCAGCUUAGAAUCGAGGUAAGUGGUGCUACCUAACUGUUACAUAUAUUACUGAAUGACACAAAAAUACUUACCAUAUUAGUAUGACAGUAACAAUAUCUAGGCAGUAAUAUCUAAGGCCAUUAUUUAUAGUUGAUCGCAGCCUUUGCGGCCUCGACUUUGUCCAGUAUCCGACUGACAAAGCCCUUCAACCCUCUGCUGCACGAGACCUACGAACUGAAUCGUCCUGAAUUAGGCUUCAACUUCAUCGCUGAACAAGUGUCACAUCAUCCCCCGAUCUCCGCCUUCCACGCCCAGUCCAAGACGUUCGAGUUCAGUGGUACUGUCGCUCCGAAGGUCAAGUUCUGGGGUCGAUCGAUCGAAUGUGAUCCUGGAGCCGCCUUCACGUUGAAGUUGCUACGGUAACCAUGUUUGUAACUUUUUACAGUUAAUAGUCAUUUGAGUAUUGACAAUCGUAUACGUAAUAUAAGUUUGGUUUUAGAAAGGAAGGCAUCGAAAUCUACACUUGGAAUGCGACCAGUUGUGUCAUAUACAACAUCAUCAUGGGGACGAUGUACAUUUGUGCCGUAAGAGUAUUACUGUUAGAAACAUAAAGUAAAUUUGUCAGUAAUAUGUACAUUAUGUUUAGAAUGGCCACAUGACUAUCAUCUCCCACUCCACACCGUACGAAGCCAAGCUACACUUCAAAGGCGCAGGUUCAGGAAGGGCUGAUUUGCUUAUGGAAGGUGAUGUAUUCAUGCAGUAAGUUACUGUAGUUAAGCAACAAGCUGUGAUAGAGGUAUAUUAGUAGUAGAUGACAUCUUAAAUCGUAAAAUGAGUUGAGACUACUGUAACUAAAUUUUAGCAAAACUAAGGUCAGCAAAGUGUACGGUAAUUGGGCACACUUUAUAGCCAGCAUGCCCUACAAGAUCUACAUGGACAAUGCUGCGACAUACGAACAAAACUUCAGGAAGCAUUGCGACAGUCUCGUUGAGGUAAGUUUCAGAUAAUCAUAUUUUCGAAACGUACUUUAAUAAAUUUUUUGUCUCAUAAAGUAGAUUUUUUACAAUUUCUUUACAACUACUACAAUAAGUAGAAGCUAAAGCAACAUAUUGAAUCUACUUUGUACAUAACCAUCUUAGACUUGUCCGAUUGUCAUGUUCAAAGAUUCUAAGCUGUUAUGGAGCUCGAUCGAACGUCCUCCACGGUCAGAGUACUUCUACAACUUCAAUUACUUCACCAUGAUGCUGAACGAGAUGCCCGAGAAUUCAGCAUCCCUUCCCAAGACCGACUGCCGAUUCCGACCAGAUUUGAAGUACUUUGAGUUGAGCGAAUUCAGUAAGUUAAUAUUAUUAAUACUCUAUGUUUAAUUAUAGUUUAAUGUUGUUAUAUUUAUUAACCUUUAUAUCUCUUGUAGGUAAGGCCGAGUACGAGAAGAACCGACUGGAAGAGAAGCAGCGAGCAGCUCGAAAACGAUCCAAGAAAAGCAAAAAAGACAAGGAGGGAAAGUAAGAACAACAUCCAAAACACAAAAUCAUUUAACAUUUUCCUUAUAAUAUAUUCACGCGAUAUUGUUUUAGGUGGUUCAAGUACGUUGGAAAGGACGCGUUUGGUCGUGACAAUCAAUGGGAGUUUGACGACACUUACUGGACCCGCUCUGUCUCUACUGUAUCCGAAACUGACGAUAUAUUUUGA
Messenger RNA from Bursaphelenchus okinawaensis, 2014 nucleotides. NCBI's taxonomy places the organism in Eukaryota, Metazoa, Nematoda, Chromadorea, Rhabditida, Aphelenchoididae. The record is from the annotation of a GenBank genome assembly.